Molecule: messenger RNA, 405 nt
Organism: Ambispora gerdemannii
Lineage: Eukaryota; Fungi; Glomeromycota; Glomeromycetes; Archaeosporales; Ambisporaceae
Source: the annotation of a GenBank genome assembly
AUGGCUGGUUUUAUGGGCUUGAUGGUUGCGGCGGAUGCUCACUUUGCAUUGCUAGCUACUAUUGUAAUCAUUAUUGUUAAAAUUGUUAUGAAGACUGGUUACUCUGCUAGUGUAGGCGAAGCUGUGUACGGUGGUGGCACAUCGUCUUUGUGGUCGUAUUCUUCUAUCUCGUCUAUUAAUUCUGUGCUGGUUAUACGUGUUUUCGAACUGCCUGAUGAUCGUGAAUUCAACGGUCGACCCAUCUUUCUUCAUCCCAGCAAUAAUGUUCUUCAAGAAGCAUCCUCCAAAGCAUCCUCAUAUGCCAUUUCUUCAUCAAAAGGCUCUCUUGCUUCAUUGAUUGCUGCUCCUAAUUCAAUGUUUGGGCUUGAUCAUACUGUCUCUUGGACAUCCAACGCAUCAGGGUGA